Molecule: messenger RNA, 1053 nt
Organism: Doryrhamphus excisus (bluestripe pipefish)
Lineage: Eukaryota; Metazoa; Chordata; Actinopteri; Syngnathiformes; Syngnathidae
Gene: matn3a
Product: matrilin 3a
Molecular function (GO): calcium ion binding
Source: RefSeq, a predicted model, not a curated record
CGAGAAGAGACAGCAGACAGACCAAAGAGGAGGAUGAAGAUGAUGACAAUGAAGUACUGGCUGUGGAGCAUCGUGUGCAGCGCCCCCUUGCUGCUGGUCGAUGUGUCGGCCACCUACCAGGUCUUACCUGCCAAGAGCUUUGCACAGAGCAGAAAUAACGGACGACCACCCACUCGGACCCUCAACCUGGCAAAGACAGACUCUCAGUGCAGGAGCCGCCCCCUGGACCUGGUCUUCAUUAUCGACAGCUCGCGUAGCAUUCGCCCUGCUGAUUUUGAGAAGGUGAAGAUAUUCCUGGCGGACAUGGUGGACACAUUGGUAGUGGGCUCGGAUGCCACCAGAGUAGCCGUGGUCAACUACGCCAGCACGGUCAAGAUAGAGUUCCUGCUCAAGGACCACUUCAGCAAAGCCGACAUAAAGAAGGCCAUCUCUCGGAUCGAGCCCCUGGCCUCAGGUACCAUGACGGGUUUGGCCAUCAGAACGGCGUUGAACCAAGCCUUCACCGAGCAGUCCGGAGCCCGACCUCGAUCUAGGAACAUCUCCAAAGUGGCCAUCAUCGUGACGGACGGUAGACCUCAGGACCAAGUUGAGGAGGUGUCCGCUACCGCCCGGGCUGCAAGCAUCCAGAUCUACGCAGUAGGGGUGGACCGUGCCGACAUGGCGUCUCUGAGGCAGAUGGCCAGCUUACCUCUGGAUGACCAUGUCUUCUAUGUGGAAACCUAUGGCGUUAUUGAGAAGCUCACCUCCAAGUUUCGGGAGACCCUGUGCGGUCUGGACCCCUGUGCCGCUGGAAAUGACUGCGAGCACACUUGCGUCAACAGCAAUGCCUCCUUUUACUGUAAGUGCCGCAGUGGUUACAUCCUGAAUGCGGACCAGAGAACAUGCUCCCUGAAACAGGUGAAAGCCGAGGUGGUGGUGGUGGACCCUUGCAAGUGUGAAGCCAGACUGGCUUUCCAGAAGCAGACGCAGGCCACCAUGCAGCAGCUCACUGCCAAACUAGCUGAUGUGGCGGUGAGAAUAGAACGUCUGGAGAACGAGCUGGGUCGAGCAUAA